GGGAGGGAGGGAGAGAGAGAGAGAGGCUGUACCAUCUACAUGCCCUGCGCUUGUGCACACACAACUUACUUUGACAACAAAUCAGCACCAGGCUCGCUCAAGUUUGGGAUUCACUUUUGAAAACGGAUGUUUUCCUUUUCCUCGCCCUUGGCGUUUUUUUCUCAACAUACCGGUUCUCUCCAUUCUGCGCGAAACCUGCGGGACAUGACAAGAAGAGGCGUUUCUUCUCCUUCUCCUUCUUCUUCUACUACUACCACCACCACCACUUCUUCUUCUUCUCCCCCCCUCCCAAAAAAACACCCCUCCCCAAAUUGAGAUCAAACUGACGCGCGAUGGCAUAAAGCACUGUGGGCGUGACUGAAGUUACUUAGAAGAGGACGACUUCAAUACAUUUCAAUACAUACAUUGACCUUGGUGACCCCAGGGCGACACAGCGGACGGGCCUGCUGUCAGACUUCCUUUUUCCACCUGUAAAACACUGCUGCCAUCAUGCAGACCUCAUCACUGCGCCGGCAGAUGAAAAACAUGGUCAACAACUACACGGAGGCUGAGAUCAAGGUCCGAGAGGCCACCUCCAAUGACCACUGGGGGCCUCCCGGCUCGCUCAUGUCUGAAAUCGCAGACUUGACCUUCAAUGUUGUAGCUUUCGCCGAGGUUAUGGGCAUGAUCUGGAAACGGCUAAAUGACCACGGUAAGAACUGGCGCCAUGUCUAUAAGGCGCUGACGCUGCUGGACUACCUGAUCAAAACUGGCUCUGAGCGUGUGGCCCAUGAGUGCCGGGAGAACAUAUACACCAUCCAUACACUGAGAGACUUCCAGUACAUAGACAGGGACGGACGUGACCAGGGUAUCAACGUCCGGGAGAAGGCCAAGCAGCUGGUGGCUCUGUUGAAGGAUGAGGAGAAGCUGAAGAGGGAAAGGAGCCAGGCACUGAAGACGAAGACACGCAUGGGCGGCACCAGCAGUAUGGGCUCACGAUCCACGCCGCCGCCAUACUCGGGACAUCACAGUUCAGCGGCGGGUUAUGGGGAUGAUUUCAGGAAGUGCAAGGACUCGCCGUCCUCCAUUAACUCCUCCUCUUCCUCUCCCCAACUUGCUCCUGACAUGGAGCAAGCUCGGCCCGCGACCAGUGGAGAAGAAGAGCUGCAGCUGCAGCUGGCCCUGGCCAUGAGCCGAGAAGAAACUGAAAAGCCACCUCCCCCUGUGGACAUUGAUGAACAGACGCAGCUGCAGAUUGCUAUGAGUCUCAGCAAGGAGGAGUCACAUAAGACGGUCCAACCUGCACCUCCUGCAGUGGAUAUGGACGAGGAUACCCAGCUCCAGUUAGCGCUGAACCUGAGCAAGGAGGAGCACCAGCAGGAACAACUCAGUCGCCGAGGAGAUGAGUCGAUGCUCCUGAAAGCUUUGGAGGAGAGCAAACGCGAGAUGGAGACUAAAGGCGGGACCUCUUUCAUGGACCUGGUAGAUGUUUUUGCAGUUCCCUCAGAGUUGCCUUCUAGUGACCAUCGCUGGAAUAAUGCACACCAGGCAGCGGCUCGAAUGGGCGGCACAGACCCGUGGGACACAAUGGAAGGCAGCACUUACGCCUCAAGAGAGGAUUCAUCUUGGAUGGUACCACCACCUUCUAGCAGCCCUCCACCACCAUGGGAGCCCCCAACUCAUCCUUGGGAUGCUCCGCCUAACAAUGUCUCCAAUGCCACAGACGGUGCCUGGGCUCUUCAUGCAAACACAGCCCCUUCGAGAGUCGAUCCAUUUUCUGGCCCAUCAGAAAGAUCGGUAAUUGAGGGAGCUGUUGGGGAAGCUUUUCUACGAACUGGAAGCCCCUCAGAUGGGGAUCUGUUUGAUGAGGCCAUGGACGGAGGUCAGAUAAAUGUCAAUGGUCGAAGAGAGGGCAGUCCUGAGCUCUUUGACUUGUCAGGUCUUGGGGAAAGCCUGGCGGUUUCCAGCCCUCGGAAAUGCCAAACACCGGAAUCCUUCCUGGGCCCCACAGCAGCAUCUUUGGUGAAUCUGGAAAGGUUGAUCCCAGCAAAUCCCCAAGCCCAGGCCAAGAACCCCUUUUUAUCAGGCCUGAGUGCACCUUCGGUCACCAAUCCAUUCCAAGCUGAGCAGCCCAAACUAACUCUAAACCAAAUCGGCUCCAACGUCACCUCUAUGCCUCCUCUCACCACUUCUCUUCCUUACAGUGCCUCCUUACCACUGCCCAUUAGCCACCAGCCUGCCAGCCUCCCUUCAUCACUGACUCACCCCACUCAGCCUGGCUUGGACCUGCCGGGGCCACUCCCUGAGCCUCUGUUGCCCUUCUCUUCAGCCAGCACUCAAGAAUCACUGGCUGCACAGAGUAGUCAAAACCCUUUCUUAUGACCAACUAAACUUUUUUUUGGGUUCUUUUGGAAGGGGAUUGCCAAUUAGGUUAUGCUUAUGAAAUCACUCUAACGGCAGACCAAACUAUAGCCCCAAGGACUUGUAUGAAAACCCAAUUCUUGGUUGUUUUUACAAUGUGGUGUAAUACAGUAACACAUAGACUGAUGCAACAUGGUUCUCCUCUUCCAAAAUGUCAUGUCAAAAUUCUAAACAAAAGCACAGUUUGAUAAUAUUUUGUUUGUCUAUACAAUACAUCACUAACAACCAGGCAAAUGUUUUACAGCUUUUCACUUAGUCAGCAAAUCCGCACACUGAAGUGUUUGUAUGAUCAGCUUAGCUGCACUAUUGCUGUCGUAUACGCUCCUGCAAAGAAAUCUAAUAACUGGAAACAAAUUUGUCCAGCUUUUUAAAUGUUACUGCAUUGAACAUUAAGAACAUAAAGCUUUUGUUGGACCAGAAUUGACCCGUGUGUAUAGAAUUUUACUAUGGUGAAGUAAAUUACUGGAGUUAUGUGAAUUAAAUUAUAACUUUGGAGGAAUAUACAUAUUUCACUAUGACCUAUGAGCAAGUCAACAUUAGAAUCAUCUUUGAAUCAUGAGUUUCCUUCAUUUCUUGUGAACUCUCGUCAAACAUAAGGGUAUUAUUAUAACGCAGUAUCGUUCUGAAGUUGAUUUUAUUGCCUUGCAUUUUCUCAUUCUCUUGAUAUCAUUAGUCAAUGUGAAAUCACAACACAGGCACACGCCCAGUACCAGUUUCAAUGUUUGCUAUGGGCCUUGUGCCCCCUGCUGGUGACAUUUAAUUUCCACUACACUGCAUCCCUUUUAGAGUAACUAGUCUUCUUACAUUUGUUCAUCAAACUUUACUGGUUGUUAAACAUUAAAUACGAGAGGUUACUUUAUUCCUUACUUUUAUUUUCAUGAACUUUACUCCAAUGUUACAAUGUCAUAUGAUAACACUACUGUCAUUCAUGAAUACCUGCAGUUUAUCUGGAACUAUUUAGUAAACAUUUAGUAACCAGUAUAAAUAACAGCAGGUAAGACGGCAGUGCUGAACCACAAGCAAAACAUGCAACAGUCUCAACAAUAAAGUUCUUCUAUAAACUGCAA
Messenger RNA from Solea solea (common sole), 3467 nucleotides. RefSeq names its product epsin 3a (gene epn3a). Gene Ontology annotation, molecular function: phospholipid binding; clathrin binding. Gene Ontology annotation, biological process: endocytosis. Bases 490 to 2361 code for a protein of 623 amino acids. The record is from RefSeq and is a predicted model, not a curated record. The transcript is spliced from 11 exons. Lineage: Eukaryota; Metazoa; Chordata; Actinopteri; Pleuronectiformes; Soleidae. Gene Ontology annotation, cellular component: clathrin vesicle coat; plasma membrane; endosome.